AUGCACCAUGGUAGGGAGGACUUAUUAUCUAACAACAGCGCCAUAUCUCGCACUGACAAUCAUCUCACACUGCUUGCAGACAUUGCGUCCAAUGACAAUGCCAACAUGUCUUGCGCACCUACCCUUGACCCCAACCUCGAGAACUUGGACUUGCUCAUUUCUCGACGUAAAAUUGAACCCAACAUAAAUGUUUCCAAGAGCCACGCUAACGAUAAUGAGCUGGAUGUGACCACCAGCAAUUAA
This is a messenger RNA of Suillus clintonianus, 243 nucleotides long. RefSeq lists its product as uncharacterized. Lineage: Eukaryota; Fungi; Basidiomycota; Agaricomycetes; Boletales; Suillaceae. The record is from RefSeq and is a predicted model, not a curated record. The coding region runs from base 1 to 243 and encodes 80 amino acids. The transcript has 2 exons.